GCAAGGGGACAGCUGUGCCAGCCAGGCUCUGGCAGGCUCCUGAUAGCAUGGCAGCAAAGAUCGGGGCUCUUCUGCUGGUCCCUGUGCUCAUCCUGGCUCAGCCAGCCUCUACACACCGGAAGCUCCUGGUGUUUCUCUUGGAUGGUUUUCGUUCAGACUACAUCAGUGAUGAGGCUCUGGAAUCAUUGUCUGGUUUCAAAGAGAUUGUAAGCAGAGGAGUAAAAGUGGAUUACUUGACUCCAGACUUUCCUAGUCUCUCAUAUCCCAAUUACUACACCCUAAUGACUGGCCGCCAUUGUGAAGUCCAUCAGAUGAUUGGCAACUACAUGUGGGAUCCCACCACUAAUAAGUCAUUUGACAUCGGUGUCAACAGAGAUAGCCUGUUGCCUCUCUGGUGGAAUGGAUCAGAGCCUCUGUGGAUCACUCUGACCAAGGCCAAAAGGAAGGUCUACAUGUAUUACUGGCCAGGCUGUGAAGUUGAGAUUCUUGGUGUCAGACCUACUUAUUGCCUAGAAUAUAAAAAUGUCCCAACGGAUAUCAAUUUUGCCAAUGCAGUCAGCGAUGCUCUUGACUCACUCAAAAGUGGCCAGGCUGACCUUGCAGCCAUAUACCAUGAGCGCAUCGAUGUGGAAGGCCACCACUAUGGCCCUUCCUCACCUCAGAGAAAAGACGCCCUCAGAGCUGUGGACACUGUCCUGAAGUACAUGACACAGUGGAUCCAGGAACGUGGCCUGCAGGAUGACUUGAACGUCCUCAUUUUCUCAGAUCACGGAAUGACUGACAUUUUCUGGAUGGACAAAGUGAUUGAGCUGAACAAGUACAUCAGUCUGAGUGACCUGCAGCAAGCAAAGGACCGAGGGCCUGUCGUGAGCCUGUGGCCAGCCCCCGGGAAACAUGCUGAGAUUUAUAACAAAUUGAGCAGAGUGGAACACAUGACUGUCUACGAGAAAGAAGCCAUACCAAGCAGAUUCUAUUACAAGAAAGGGAAAUUUGUCUCUCCUUUGACUUUAGUGGCAGAUGAGGGGUGGUUCAUAUCAGAGAGUCGAGAGAUGCUUCCAUUUUGGAUGAAUACUACUGGCAAGAGAGAAGGCUGGCAGCGUGGAUGGCACGGAUAUGACAAUGAGCUCAUGGAUAUGAGGGGCAUCUUCCUGGCCUUUGGACCUGAUUUCAAAUCCAACUUCAGAGCAGCUCCAAUUAGAUCUGUGGAUGUCUACAACGUCAUGUGCAAUGUGGCAGGCAUCAUUCCACUGCCCAACAAUGGGUCCUGGUCCCGGGUGGUAUGCAUGCUGAGGGGCCAGGCCAGCUUGGCUCCCUCUGUUCAGAGGUACAGAUAUGCACUGGCCUUGAUUCUCCUCUUAAUGUUUGCAUAACCGAUCAUAUGUAUUGCCUGUCUCAAAACAUUGUCAGCAAAAUGUUCUUCCAAAGUGGAAUGAUUUUCAUUUUCUAUGUGAAUAAUAGCUUCAUUAACACAAUCAAGGCCAUAUAAUCUGUACAUAUAUUAUCCUUGGAUGAUUCUAUACCUAAAACUCCCUAAUUGUUUAAAAAAAACCACCCAAACUUUAUUUUUCCUGAAAAUAGGAAAAGCUUAGCUUUUCAUUCAUUCAACUAUCUGCAAUGCUCUCCUUUCUUUUCAUAUAACUGUGCCAGAUGAACUGUCUGAACAGUGGCCUGCCCGUACAGGAACCAAACUUCACAGGGAUAGUCUAUGGUCAUCCUUCUCUAUCUAACAUUACCCAAAGUAGCCCCUCAGACCAGGCCCUUAUCUGCCCUGUCCACACUCAAGAGCCAUCCAUAGCAGUCGGUGGUCACAAUCUUGUACUGUUACUUUCAUUCUGGAAGAGAGGUAUACAGGAAAGCAAUAGCUGCUGUCUGCUUCUACCCUGCUUGUGGAGUUUUUGCAUCUUAUCAAAGUCCCAAGGAUCACCAAUCAACCAACUAAAAAUCACUAAGGAUAAGAGAACUCAUAGAACAAAGUAGAAGACAUUGGUCUCCCUUGCCUUGAAAGUAGAAAAGCUAAGAAUGGAUAUGGGUCUCUGUGAGACUUAUUAUACACAGCAUAUCAUGGUACAAAGCCUACAAACAAUAGGCCUUGAACGUUAUUAAUAAAAUGAUAGUCAGAAUGCCUACCUGGCUGCCUAUAUGGAGGCUUCCUUAGACAUUGCCACUCUGGCUCCAGAUUUGGAGUGUAGACCACAGUAACACCUGGCAUGUCAAUACAGGCUGGAGAACAUAUGGAUAUCUUAGCAAUGAGGAUAUGAACAUAAUGCAGAAAUACUAGUUCAUUGCUUGGACAGAUAACAUAUUAAACAUAAGUUUUAUGGAUCAGCAGUCAUGAAUCAGUGCUUACCUAACAGCCCUGAAGGGAAUCCUUGAAAGACAUAGAAUUCCAUAGAAAAUGGUGCAGGAGGGGAGGCAGGGAAUGGAGACAGUGUGACAGAACCAAAUCCCACUGACAGAACCCAACUCACCAUUGGACUAGGAAACAAAUCCCAAAGUGGGGGUCCGUGUGGCACUCAGACCUCCAAGAAGAGUCACUGAGCCUGAGUUGAUACAGUUCUAGUUUAGUUGCCUAAGUUUUCUAUAGGAGAUCUUGUAAAACAAAGUUUUUAAAUGAUUAGAGUCUUACCUAUGUACACACAGUCCCUGACAUAUGAUUGUUUAACUUACGAUUUGAUUUCAUGAUGGUGCAAAAGCAAUGCCCAUUCAGUAGAAAUAAUCCUUUCAAUUCUGAACUUGUAUCUUUUCUCAGGCCAGACAUACAUAGUUUGUCACUGUCUCUGUGCCCCAGAAAGCUACACAAUCACAGAGGGACAACUAAUACAGUAUCCUGUGUGGCUAUGUGAUAAGGUUUAAUAGGUUUGGUAUAUUAAGUGCAUUUUCCAGUUAAUGAUAUUUUCAACUUAUAAGGGGUUUAUUGAGCUUAUGUAACCCCCUCAUAAGUCAUGGAGCAUCUGUAUAUAAAUCUUAUUAUUGCAUUCAAAAUGACCCUACAUGGAAUGAGGCCCAUCUGUAAAUAACACUUUGUCAGGAAAAGAGAACACAUGAGAUCCCUGCAGGAUUAGGAAGCCUUUACAUGGUAUUCUCCUUGAAAAGUAAGUAUCAACAUUCACCCUAACUCAGAAAGGCUGGGAGCCAUCUCCAUGCCAUGAAUCAUGAGACCAAAGGAUCAUUGCUUAAAAAAUAUUGAAUUUAUCUUCACAAAAGAUUUCUAAGGAUUUAUGUAAUAUGUUUUUAAAGCUCUAAUAAACAUCAAAUCAAUUGGACAGGAGGCAAAUCAGCCUUUGUUGUGUGGUUGAAAACAAAUUAGUACUUUCAGAACAUUGGCACUGGUUUUUGAAACAGACAUCUAUUGUUCAAAGUUUUCUUUCCCCUUAAAGGACAUGUUUUGUUGAAUUAAGUGGAGCCCACUUCCUCCUUUAUAAAGGAAGGAUCUCUAAGACAUAGCUAAGCAAUUAAAUUAAAAGUGGAUCAUCAAAAUCAAGAGGGGAUAAACACAUAUAUGGUCAAGUUAUAUAACAAAAUUUCAGAUAUUUGUCUGACAAAGUAUAAUUUUUCAGUAAGCAGUGUUAAGUAAGCAAAUAAGAAUAAGAUUCCAACAGAAUCAUGAAUACUGGUAGAAAAAUUCAGUCUCUGAAUGGAAAAAACCCUUUUUGCCUAAAAUAAUGCAUAUAUUUCAAUGGCUUAAUUGAUUAAAGUUUGUUGCCUUUAAUUUUUGUUUUACAGUUGCAUUAUUUCCCUAGGAAAAUUGCAUGUUGCCUAAAUGUGUUUUGUUCCACAGCAGUAAAAUCUGCCAGGAAUAUAUAUAGGUACCUUUCUCCUGUAUUAUUUUAUAACAUCACUGCUAAUUCCAGGAGGAAGAUAAUUGGGUGGACUUAUAAUAAGAAAUGGAAAGAAUGAUCCUUAAGUUAAAGAUGAAUUGAAGUCUACUCUUCCUGCCCAUGGAGCCUAAUUUCCCGAAUCUAAUUCAAAUAAAUUCUGUAAACUAGAACAUGCUAAGGACUUUUUUCUAACCCAGAAGUGUCCUGCAUUUUAAAACCCAAGCUCUCUUUACUUUUAAAAGGAUCUUAGAAAUCCAUAUCAGACCUGAAUUCAAUUGUAGACAGUACAUUGCAAACUUUCUGGGCUUUUAAGUAUUGUCAGACCUGCCUCCAGAGUUGCAGAUUCACAGGAUCUGUGGGAGGGCCUCAGACAACCCCUUUAAGUCACAUUGAACUAAGCUUUAGGUUUGCUUUAAGGAGAGGUGGGCUCUGACUUGAUUUGGGAAACCUAAGUCCCUGCACUCUAAACAGUCAGCAUCUCCACGGGCCACAGGGCUGACAUUGGCUGUGGACCCCACUGGGCUAGGCUUCCAGCCUUCAAAGCUAAAGCAGACCUGUAAGUCCCGCUGGUGGAUGGAGCAACAAGGAAAGACCAGUAUGGCUUAUCCACAGGCGAUACCUUGUGGCUUUAAGAUUCUCAAAGGUGCUAUCAAUCAAACUUAGACAUUUGUUCAAGACACACAGCUAGUUUUGAAAUUUGUAAUACAGUGUUUGAAUUUAUAUAAAUAUCAAGAGAUUUUCAAGUGUGAUUGAAUAUUUUAUCUUUUUAAGCAAUUUUUAAUAGAUAAAAGUCAGCUACUGUAAACUACUUGCUAGAAGAAAAGGAGAAGGUGACUUUGACAGAUUGGUUAUAAAACAUUUGAAACUUGGUCUCAGGUAUAUACUAUGGAAUUAUAUGUUGCUUUGAAAUCAUAAAAGAGCACCUAAUACAGUGCCUUAAAUGUUUAAUAAAUGUCCCAUAAAUGUGUGUGGAAAGAA
Heterocephalus glaber (naked mole-rat) is the source of this 4796-nucleotide messenger RNA. It is a transcript of the gene Enpp6, whose product is annotated as ectonucleotide pyrophosphatase/phosphodiesterase 6. Lineage: Eukaryota; Metazoa; Chordata; Mammalia; Rodentia; Bathyergidae. Gene Ontology annotation, biological process: lipid metabolic process; choline metabolic process. Gene Ontology annotation, molecular function: glycerophosphodiester phosphodiesterase activity. Gene Ontology annotation, cellular component: plasma membrane. The record is from RefSeq and is a predicted model, not a curated record.